Molecule: messenger RNA, 2009 nt
Organism: Raphanus sativus (radish)
Lineage: Eukaryota; Viridiplantae; Streptophyta; Magnoliopsida; Brassicales; Brassicaceae
Product: ankyrin repeat-containing protein BDA1-like
Exons: 3
Coding region: 433-1974 (513 amino acids)
Molecular function (GO): protein binding
Source: RefSeq, a predicted model, not a curated record
CAUUUCAUUUUUCACUCUAUAAUAGAAUUUACCCCAUAAAUGGAGUAAUCUAUUUUAUUUUUCAUCACUCUAUUAUGCAAUAAGAAAUAGAGUGGGGUUGAAACAUUUUUACUCCAUAAUCAUUUUUACUCUAUUUUAGAGGAAAAAUAGUGUUUUACAUUAGAGAUGCUCUGAGUACUUAGUUUAUACAAAUGAGUUAUAUUAUGUAAGAUCUAUAGGCUACAUUUCAAAUUAGAAUACAAUCGUUUGAAGAGAUCGCCUAAUUUGGGGUGAAAAAAGAUACUCACUAACUCUUUUCACUUUUUUAGCAAAAAAAAAAAGCUCUUUUCAUUUUGAAUACUCAGUGAUCAAUUUAACCUAUAGUAGAAUGUAUCAUCCUCCUCUCUGAGUUAGCACACAAGAUUGAAUCAAUCAUCAACGAUUCAUUUUUACAUGAUCAGAGAAGAUCGAUGCUCAUUAAUGAGACGGAGCAGGCUGUUUCUGGUUGUGGUGAGACGAUUUAGAAGGAGCCAAAGCUUUGCUGUAGAUUUGCUCGCCGACGAGGUAGACGCAGAAGGCGGCGACGCCGAUGCCAAGACCGGGAAGAGCGUGUCUCAUUUGGUUCGAGAGCAUCGGAUGCUUUCUCCACUCAUCUCUUCGCCGGUAGUACCCAAAGGCUUCGUCAUUUUCUCCGGUAUUGGAUUCAAAUCCUCCUCUGCGACCGUUCUGCCUCUUGCUAUGGAUCCAAGACUUCAACAAGCUGCUGAAUCUGGAAGCAUUGAUGGAUUGUAUGCUCUUAUUGAUGAGAAUCCAUACAUACUUGAGAACAUCGAUGCGGUACCAUUUAUCAACACUCCCCUCCAUGUAGCUGCAGCUUCCGGAAAUAUAGAGUUUGCCAUGGAGAUGAUGAAUCUCAAGCCAUCUUUUGCCAGAAAGCUGAACACAAGUGGGUACAGUCCAUUGCAUCUCUCUGUAGACAAGGGUCAUACAGAUUUUGUUUCCUGGAUGCUCAAGCAUGAUCACAGACUUGCUUGCGUCAAAGAGAGAAACGGCAUGACGCUAUUUCACUACCUAGUGGUAAGAGGAAACGUGGAUCUUGUGGCAGAGUGCCUCAAUGUUUCCCCUGAAUGUAUCGAAGAUGUGAGUGUGAAUGGUCAGAACGCUCUGCACCUUGCUGUGGUGAAUGAUAGAUUUGAAGUUCUUCAAGUUCUCACGGGAUGGAUCCAGAGAACAAGGCAAAGAAACGCUGGGAAGAACGAGUUCCGUUUUCUGAAUGAAGAAGAUUUCAGCUACAACACGGCCUUGCACCAUGCAGCAUAUAAGAAUGAUCUUCGGGCGGUAAGACUACUAUUAGAAUGUCGGUUGGUGGAGAGGAAUAAAGUAAAUGGUAAUGGUUUAACAUUCCUUGAUAUCUUAAGAAACCUGGAGAACUCAGGUGACUGUGACUUGGUUUUGGAACAAGUUAUUCUAAAGACCCGGUGUAAGGAGGCUGCAUCUAUGCCAAAAACUAAGGCACUAUGUGAUUUUUUGAAAUCUCCAUUUACUUUCUGGACAUUCUAUUCCACUGGUAUGAAACGCCUGAGGUCUAACAGUUCAGAAGAAGUUCGUGGAGCUUUCCUGAUUGUAUUCACUCUGAUAAUAACAGCUACGUAUCAGACUGGUCUCCAGCCUCCUGGAGGUGGACACCCAUCCAAGGAUCCAACAAAACAGGCAUUCUUCAUCCUUCUUUGGCUGUCCAACACCCUAGGCUUCUACUGCUCUCUAUUCUACACCUUUUCUUUCUUACCACUCAGGGGUCUGUUUACGUCAUGGUACAUUUCAAUAGGGACCUUGCUGGGAGUUUCUUAUGCACUAGCUGUGGCGGCAAACUCACCCGAUCCUGUAAUGUUUCUCAUGAUGACCUUUGGCAUCUUCCUGCUUUAUGUUCUCUAUCUCCUGUUGCUUGCUGUUGUUGGGUGGCGGAAGCAUGUGACAGCCCCACUUGAGCUGGUUUAGUAACCCUAAAAAUGAAAGGUUUAAUACCACACUAG